UGGCAAGCGCCCGGGAAUGCUGAAUUUCUAGAUACCCCAGUCCCACCCAGCCUCUUCUUUUUGACUAUAUUUUACAGCAACUCUUCUUGGCUCUGACUUCCUCUCAUACUAUAUUAGUACUAAACAAUCCCUCCCUCCCCCUCAAACUUUGGUGAGUCAACGAUGACGCAACUAGAACUCCAGUCAAGGAGCGGGGUCGCACCUCCAGGCAUGGACGAAGAAAAUCUUGGCCACCCUUCCGAACAACCCGCCAAAACACCCAAAAAGUUGACUCUGAUCCCUCUAAUUUUCCUCAUCUAUUUUGAAGUUGCCGGCGGUCCCUAUGGAGAAGAACCGGCAGUCCAGGCUGCAGGACCCCUCUUGGCCCUUCUGGGCUUCCUCCUCUUUCCUUUUAUCUGGAGCGUCCCUGAAGCUCUCAUCACGGCUGAGCUUUCUACUGCUUUUCCUGGUAAUGGAGGCUUCGUUAUUUGGGCUGAACGUGCGUUCGGUCCAUUCUUUGGGUCCCUGAUGGGAUCUUGGAAGUUCUUGAGUGGUGUCAUUAACAUCGCAGCUUUCCCAGUUCUCUGCGUGGACUACCUGGAGAAGAUCAUUCAUCCUUUGGAGUCGGGGUGGCCUCGCCACAUCUCUAUAUUGAUUUCCACGCUGGUAUUAUCUUUUGUAAACUAUACCGGAUUAGCCAUCGUUGGCUGGGCUGCAGUUUUGCUGGGCGUUAUUUCGCUUUCGCCUUUCAUUAUAAUGUCUCUCAUAGCAAUCCCCAAGAUCCAACCCCAUAGAUGGCUGAGUUUAGGUCAGAAAGGUGUGAAAAGAGAUUGGAAUUUGUUCUUCAACACGCUUUUUUGGAAUUUAAACUUUUGGGACAACGUCAGUACUCUUGCCGGCGAAGUAGAUAAACCCCAGAAGACGUUUCCUCGAGCUUUGCUUGUGGCAGUGGUUUUCACUUGCUUAGCCUACCUGGUUCCACUAUUCGCGGUUAUUGGGGCUGUUUCCGUGGAUCAACGUGAUUGGGGGUCCGGAUUUCAUGCUGACGCUGCUGAGUUGAUUGCAGGGAAGUGGCUAAAAGUGUGGAUCGAAGUUGGUGCUGUUUUAUCAGCGAUUGGCUUAUUUGAAGCUCAACUAAGCAGCUGUGCUUAUCAACUGGAGGGAAUGGCAAAUUUAGCCAUUCUGCCCAAGCUUUUUGGUAGCAGAGCCAAAUGGUUCAACACUCCUUGGGUGGGGAUACUGCUUUCAACUUUGAUCACAAUUGGAAUGUCGUAUAUGGAUUUCACUGAUAUCAUAUCCUCCGCAAAUUUCUUGUACAGUUUAGGGAUGCUUCUGGAGUUUUCUUCUUUUGUUUGGUUGAGGAGAAAGUUGCCAGAAAUAAAAAGACCUUACAGGGUGCCUCUCAGGAUUCCGGGACUAGUUCUCAUGUGCUUAAUCCCAUCUGCAUUCCUUGUAGUUAUUAUGGUUAUUGCCACUAAAAUUGUGUAUUUGGUUAGUGGACUCAUGACUGUUGGCGCCAUUGGAUGGUACUUUCUGAUGAAAUUUUGUAAGGAAAACAAGGUACUCAACUACAGCGUUGCUGAAGAUGAAGAAGAAAGAUGAUGACAUUUCAAGUUAAUGCAAUUUGUCUUGUGUCUUCUUUUGCAUAUCGGUUGAAUAAAUAUUAUUAUGUGUCAAAACAUUUUUAAACAUGAAUACUACGGCAACACUCAAACGAGCUUGGCAUAGGUAGAAGCCGGUUUGUUUUAUAAUUUGUUUCGUGUAUGUAAUAUAAUAUAAAACUAGUGUCCUCAAUUUUCCA
Molecule: messenger RNA, 1780 nt
Organism: Gossypium raimondii (Peruvian cotton)
Lineage: Eukaryota; Viridiplantae; Streptophyta; Magnoliopsida; Malvales; Malvaceae
Product: probable polyamine transporter At3g13620
Exons: 1
Coding region: 163-1581 (472 amino acids)
Biological process (GO): transmembrane transport
Cellular component (GO): membrane
Molecular function (GO): transmembrane transporter activity
Source: RefSeq, a predicted model, not a curated record